UAUAAAUAUUAAAUAUUACACGUCAUGGAUGCCUUCGGUAACUCUGAAAUAGACAGAUUCAAAAUGUUUUCUAGCACUCCAGUGAAGGAUUAUAACAGAUCUGACGAAAAUAGCAACACAGACAACUGUUUUGCAGAUAUCUGACUCAGUGAUAUUGAACAUGAGUCUAACUCCAAAAGUCACCAGUUAAAUUUCUUAUUCAAAGAUAGCGAGAAGAGCAAUGAUGAAAUUCUAAACUUUUUGGAGGAAAACAAGUCUCCUAAAGUUCAGAAUAACAAGGAGCAGAUAGAAAUUCCUAAAAAUUCUAAUGAAAAGGAGAUCACUGAACCAAAAUAAGGUAGAUACGCAUGUUUUAAGGAUGAAAAGGAAGAAUUCACCUAGAAAAUGAAGAACUACCAAUCCAUCCGAGACAGCAUGUAUCAAAGCUAUUUCGAAUGCUCUUGAAUGCCAGAAGUUCAACAGUUAUGCUGAAUUUAAGGUCAGACAGACACUUCAGGGAUUCAUCUUAGGGUUGUAUAAAAACAACGAAUACAGACCUUUAAGCCUCCAAUAUCUGGUAGAUAAAGUUGAUGAAGUCAGAGUAUACCUUAAACGGAGAAAUAAGUUCUACAACCUUCAUUUCUCAAUCAAGAAAUCUGUUAUUGGAGCUUUGCAUUCCAUGAAGCUAUUUAAGAAAAUUGGGAAAGAUUUAUGGCAGAUAGACAGAAAAGCCAUUGAGUUUGAGGAAAACUUGAUUAAUAAACAACUGAAAAUGGAACAGACAGGGAUUGAAGCUACUGAUGUAAAGAAGGAGAAAUUAGAACAAGAAGACCAACCAUCACAAUUAAGCAGUCUUAUAGACCAAGUUUAUAAUAACGAAGACCCUGAGAAACAAAAGAGAGAAUUAGUUGAGAAAUUUGAAACGAUGUACCAAAGGCUUGGUGGUCCAAUGAACAUUGAUAACCCAUUUGAAGGAGUUAGCCCAGAUGAUGAUAUUUCGGUUCUCUGGAAAAAGCUAGGAAAUAAUCAGAUGCUUGGCAUUCUUCAUUCCUUUAUCCUUCUCAGACCGAUCAUCAAGGAUGCAAUUGAAAGAGAAGAGCAAGGAGUAAUAGAGAAGGAAACUGAGAACUCUAACAUCGAAUCUAAACUACUCAACGACAUGGCUAUGAAAGUUGAUUUCCUAAGUAACAUGGUAAACUCAGUUGCCUCUCGUGUUAAUACCACCGACUAAUUACCUUACACCCCUAACAAUACCUUCAAUUUCUUUAAA
Molecule: messenger RNA, 1249 nt
Organism: Moneuplotes crassus
Lineage: Eukaryota; Ciliophora; Spirotrichea; Euplotida; Euplotidae
Source: the annotation of a GenBank genome assembly